Molecule: messenger RNA, 1008 nt
Organism: Asparagus officinalis (garden asparagus)
Lineage: Eukaryota; Viridiplantae; Streptophyta; Magnoliopsida; Asparagales; Asparagaceae
Product: nucleolin-like
Exons: 4
Coding region: 1-1008 (335 amino acids)
Source: RefSeq, a predicted model, not a curated record
AUGGGGUACGUGCCUGGUUCUGGAAUGUUGCUGGCUGUACCGGAGCUCGAUUUAGUUUGCCUGUCGCUGAAUGUUGCCGGCUGUACCGGAGCUCAAUUUAGUCUGCCUGUUGCUGAGCCUGAACUCCGCACGACCUUUGUUUAUUACCGGUGGAUUUUAGCCGCCAAUACUCCUCUUGCGAAGAAAAAGCUUUCCGAACUGGGAUCUGAGGUCGUGGUUCGGAGAAUUGUAUCAAAAAAGGGAAAGGAACCUGCUACAUCUUCCCGCAAAGGAAAACAGGUAGCUGAUUCCGAAGCAAGUGACGACUUUGAAACAUCCAGUGAAGAGGAUGAGAAUAGAGAUGAAGCAGAGGCUGAUGUCCCUCUGUCUCCCGUGGCUCACAGGACUCGUCGAGCUUCUUCACCCAAAUCACCCGGUGCUCCUUCUAAGGGUAUUAGAAUGAAGGAAAAGAACAUUCCCCUAUCAUCCUCCAAUAAGAUGACCGUGAGAUGGCCUGCUCAGGAGGAAGAGACAGAAGAAGAAGAAGAAGAGGUUGCCCCACUUCUUAGCAGGAAAAGAUCUCGGCCUACUGCUCCUUCUGAGGUUCAACCUCAGCCAGCUCAAGGAACCGAAUUGCGUACCAAGUUUAGAUAUGAGAGCUCUAAGGUUCCUCGGGAUUCUCGUGCCUCGAAGAGGAUUAAGAAGACGGCUCAUCGGCAACGCCAACUUUCUCCGUUAUUUGAGGAGAAGUUCACUCAGGAUCUUCCAGUCGAUGAAAGGGCUGAGCCAGAAGAGGAAGGGGAAAUCGUGCCUGAACCUUCUUCUCCGGGUUUAAUGGACGUUGAUGAACCCAGUUUCACUGAACAAGUACACAAGGCUAUGAAUGAAGAACCCCUUGACAUGGACAUUGCCUCUCCUCCAGCUACCACAUCGACCUUGCCAACCGCUGACACAGUUAAACUAAAGGAGGUGAGUGCGGAUAGUAGCGCUGCUGACCCCGCAAUUGUUAUUGAAGAUUUUUCUGCUUAA